This is a messenger RNA of Passer montanus (Eurasian tree sparrow), 3120 nucleotides long. RefSeq names its product coiled-coil domain-containing protein 157-like. The record is from RefSeq and is a predicted model, not a curated record. The transcript has 9 exons. The coding region runs from base 1048 to 2763 and encodes 571 amino acids. Lineage: Eukaryota; Metazoa; Chordata; Aves; Passeriformes; Passeridae.
GGCUGAGGGUGGCAGGGCUGAGGGUGAGAGCACCUGGACUGUUCAGCUGGAGCAAAGACUGAGUCAGAUCUCAGCUCUGAUCUCUGUGACCGGGGAUGGGAUUCAAAGAACGGCUGCAGCUGUGCCCGGGAGGUUUGGGCUGGAUGUCAGGAAAAGGUUCUUCCCCCAGAGGGUGCUCAGGCACUGAACAAGUUCCCCAGGGAAUGAUCACAGAAUCAGCUGGGUUGGAAAAAACCUUGGAGAUAAUCAAAUGCAAUUUCUGACAUAACACCACCUUAUCAAUAAACCAUGGCACCAAGUGCCACAUCACAGCCCCGAGGCUGCCAGAGCUCCAGGAGCCUUUGGCCAAUGCUCUCAGGCACAGGGUGGGAUUGUUGGGGUGUCUGUGAAGGGCCGGGAGUUGGACUGGAUGAUCCCUGGGUCCCUUCCAGCUCAGAAUAUCCCCUGAUUUUAUUUUUGGAUGCUUUGUUCCCCAGGUAUUUCCAUGAUGAGCAGUGCCAGCACCAUGGCCUUAUGCCCUGCUGAGCUUUAAAACCCAAAACCUUUCCCUGCUUAGAGCUCCCAGCACAAUCUGGCUGCAAAGAAGCCAAGCCAGAGCUGGAGCAGAUGGGACAGGCUUGUUAAACUGCCUCCCAAAACCUUGGAAACACCUUUGGCUGCAUCGACAGCCCUCGAGGCCAAAGCCCCUUUUGCAGUCUGGGUGAAAUAAAUACAGCUCUGGUUUAAAAGAUGAGCCAUUCCCACUGAGCUGCUGGCCCUAAAAGUCAGGAUUUGCAGCAGCACGGGUGCCCCCAGUGUUUGUGGGGAGCUUCAUCACAGCCUCUGGGAAGCGGCUGUGAUCACACCGGGGCAGUCCUGGGAGCAGCAAUCCCCCCUCCUGCAUCCCAGCGCUUUGUCUGCCCGGGGAGGGGGCCCGGCGGCCCCCCAGCUGCAGGCCGUGCUUUCCCUCGGCACAGGCUGCUGCUGCUGCUGCAGAGCUUCACGGGCUACGCGGACGCGGUGCUGAGCGGGCGCGCGGUGCCGCCGCCGCGGGGCCCGGCGCCCUGCAUGUCCGCGGGGCUCACGGCCACCACCUUCUGGGGCGCCAUGCUGAGACUCGGCGCCUUCUGCCAGCAGCUCCGCGAGCAGGCUGGGAAACACCAGAAGGAGCACCUGGAAUGCUUGCCAGAAGUUUUGGAGUCAGGGACUCCCCCGGAGGCUGCCCAGCCCACUUCUGUGUGCCCAAAUCCCAGUGCCCAGCCCAGGGCUGGCCCCAGCCUGGCUCCGAGCACCCGCAGUGUCCCCACGCAGACCCCGGGGUCACCCCUGGGCUCCUGUGACACCUGCUCCAGCGCCCAGGCCAGCCUCCACGAGGUGGGCAGAGCCAUCACCAGCAUCUGCCAGAGCCAGAACAUCCCUUCAGCUCUCAGCAAAUUCCAGGAGGUGCUGGGGGACAGCGCAGGGAGAAGGAACCUCUCUGCCACAGACAUGAGCUACUGGGCCUCGGAGCAGAGCAAGGACCUCUCCCGGAUCAACAAACACCUCCAGGGGCUGCUGCAGCAGGUGAACCCCCUGAAGGCUGAGCUGGCAGAGAUGGCCAAACAGAAGGAGAAGCUGCAGAAACAGGUCGAGGACUUUUCCAGGAAGCUGCAGGCAGAGAAGGACAUCCAGGCAGAGCAGCAGAAGAAGGCUGAGCAGAGCCUGAAAGCCAAGGAAAAGGAGUGUUCCAAGGCUGUGGCCAGGCUGGAGCAGGACAAGGACGACCUCAGGAGAGGAGCUGCUCUGCUGGAGGAGCAACUCUCGACCCUGAAGGAGGAGCUGGCAGCAAAGGAGGUGGCUGUGCAGGAGCUGGAGCUCUCCAGAACCACCUUGCUGGAGGAGAUGAGCACCUCAAUGGUGGCCCGGAGCCAGGUGCUGGCAUUGGAGGAGAAGGUGCAGGUGCUCACAGGCCAGAGGGACAGGCUGGAGCAGGAGCUGAGUGCCAGCAGCGUGCGGCUGGAGAAGGAGAAGGUCCGUGUGGAGAGCAUGUUCCGGCACGAGGAGUCCCUGCAGGCCAAGCAGAGGACCCUGCUGCAGCAGCUGGACAGCCUGGACCAGGAGCGUGAGGAGCUGCAGGCCAGCCUGGGAGAGGCCGAGGAGGACAAGGCCCGGCUGGUGGAGCAGCUGGAGCAGAGCCAGGAGCAGAGUGGGAAACAGCUCCAGGCACAGCAGGAGGUGCUGGAUACGCUGCAGCAGGAGAAGCUGGCACUGGAGCAAUCCAUCCUGGAGCUGCAGGCAAACACAUCCCGGCUGCAGGAACAGGCACAGGAGCUGAGGGAGCGGGAAAGGCUCCUGGUGUUCUUCCCCGAUCUCCACACGCCCACUGAGACGCAGUUUGAGAGCAGUGGGAACUUUACAGAGGACAUGAAGAGCCAGCUCCAGGCCAACAAGAUCCGGAUCGAGGUGCUGGAGCGGGAGAACGCGCAGCUCGAGGCUCUGCUCGCCAAGGUGAAGGCAGCAGCCGAGCAGGGCGUGCUCAAGCUCAUCCCAGAGGCCCAGCUGGGGUCCCAGCUCCACAGGGAGGCCAGCAGGCAGGACAUUGCGCGGCUCAGCAGCGGGAGCAGCAGGGACAGCACAGGGAUGUCAGGAAGCAUUGACAAGGCCUGGCACAGAGCUCCCAGCAGCCAGCACUCCAAGAAACUGCGGGCAGAGCCCACACCCCAGGCCAAACCGUGCCUCACGCUUCCAGUGCGACACCUGGGGCUUGGCCUCACCUCGCUCCACACCGGGGCUCACCGCAAAUAAACACACAUCAGUCUGAAUUUCCUGACAAUUGUUCCACCUGCCCUGCCCAGGGGACCUCGUUACCUGUUCUUUGUGCAUCAGCAAGGGAAACCUGGGCUCUGCCUGGUUCCUUGGGGAGCUGCUUUAGGGACGUUCCUGGGCACUGGGAUCAGUCACCCAUGGCUACGCUGCUGCUGGAGUCCCCAGAAGAGCCCCGGGGCUGAUGCCAGGGCACAGCGUGUGCUGGCUCCUGCCAGGAACCAUUCCCAAGAGGGGACUGGGAUGUGGCCACACUUGGAAGAGGAAAGCAGAGCUGGCCUGGGAUGAGAGGAGUCCAAACCACCCUCAGCCCACCAGCACAGGCACAACCUGGGAAAG